AUGAGAAAAAAAUCCUUUCAGUUCUAUUUUUCAGUGUAAGUAAUUACUGCCCAAAGUGGUUUCACAUCCUGACCUGCACUACGGCUAAGUCAUUCCAUUUAGGGAUUCAGUUCAGUACAUACCACAGGCACUUUGCUUGCACAUGAUCCUAUUUCAUUUAGCCUUGUCGCCUUUGGGAUUAUCAUACCAUUUUCACAAGAUUUUUAAGGCAAUUUUAUUAAGCCUGUCCACUCACAGACUAUUACCUUUCACUAAUAGCUUAUUAAAACAGUGUGAUAACCUCCUGUCUAUUUAAACUCUCUGAAGUUAAUCGUCAUAUCAGGAGAAGCCAGCAUUUCAAGAUUUGUUUUAUGAGGAUAUACCUUUCCAUAUCAUGUUGAAAUAGACAUACUGAUUUUGCUUUAGCAGUUCUACACUGUGUAAUCACACCUAGAAUACAGGUGGAUCACUGGCACAGAAUUAGGAUAAUAUCAGUUGAAACGACUAGGAGGUAGAUUGCCAAAAUGCCAUGGUUCCAUCAGCAUGUGCCUGUUAAAUUGAGUAUAGGAUUUCUAUUCUUCCUUCUCAUAUGGAACUUGGCUGCAGGCAUAAAAGGAGAAAAUAAAAAGGAGAAGAACGUGCCAGUGCUGGCUACUGCAGAGCUGCCUGCCAAAUCAAUUGAUCUGACUGCUAUUAACCUAACUGAACUAGUGAAUGGAAUGUUAAAUACAGCUCUCAAAGGUACGAAAAAAUUCUUCUCUUUGCUGAGCAUUACCUCUUAUAGCUCAUUUGCCUUCCACAAAGUUUCGGUCGCCAUUUAUAACAUUUCUAACCUGAAAAAUGUUGACCCCAGCAAGUUCCCCAUGAGGUAUUGCUACUGUUUAAACAACGUAACAAACGACUUAACAGAUUUUACAGCUUUACUUGUUGAUAUUAUUGGAAACUCCACCAGUUACCUCACAGAAAUUUUCAAAUCUACCUCCAUAGUCUCAGUGAGUCAGAGCAAUGAUUCAGACUGUAUCUAUAUCUGCGUGAUGGCAGGCCGAACAGGCAGAAAUAUGUCUGACUUUUGGGAAAUGAUAGAGCAGUUUCCUGUUAUUAAUUACACAUUUUCCAGUAAUAUGUCUGCACUCCUGGAUGUAGAUUCAAUUCUUCCCAGCUUGAUGACCUUACGAGAAGACCCUGACAAAAUCAUGGAUGAGCCCCCUGAAGAUAUUUGGACAUUUAAAACAACAAGGAUGCCUUCCUGGGCACAGACUAUUGCACGGAAAGGAGAUGAAAUCCUCGCUACACAAUUUCCCAUGUGGCCAAAGACUGUUGGUCUGAAAGGAUCUGGAUUUCCAAUUCUGCAAUUGCCCUUGUGGUCACAGACAGAUGCUUCAAAAGGACAUGGCACUACAAGGCCACCUGCUACUACUGUGGAAAGAUCUGAUAUUUUACCUAAAAUCCAGCCAACUACUGAAAUGUAUCCACUCUGGACACAGCCAGCUCCUCCUGAAGUAGACAAAGUACCUAUCCAAACAGAGGCGGCCCUGCCUUCUUCAUUGUUGUCCACCCCUGUAGACAAGCCUGAAGUGUUACCAAAACUUCAUUCAGCUUCUAGCGGCCAAGAAUUGGACCCCCCAGCCCAUCUGCCAGAACUUCCACUUGCACCUGAGAAAAAUCUGAACAAUAUCACGUUCUUCAAUGGGGUCUUUCAAAAUGUGGACAGUGUUGCACUGUUUUUCGACUGCCUGGGUUCUCACUUCACUUGGCUGCAGUCCCUAUUCACUAACUUCCCUGCCCUGCUCCAUUUCGUGAGCAAAAUGAGAUGUGUCACCGGACUUUGCCCCCGGGAUUUCGAAGACUAUGGCUGCUCUUGCCGGUUCGAGAUGGAAGGCCUCCCUGUGGAUGAGGCAGACAGCUGCUGCUUCCAGCACCGCAAAUGCUACGAAGAAGCUGUGGAGCUGGAGUGCUCAUGGGACCCUGCAAAGAUUUCUACGGACCUCAGCUGCCUUACUAAAAACAUUACCUGUGAAUCAGGGGAUCCUUGUGAACAGCUUCUCUGCGGUUGUGACAAAGCUGCUAUUGAGUGUUUUGUCCAUUCACACAUUAACUCUUCCUUGAACGGCCUGGAUGUCUCCUUCUGUCCAGCUCAGGUUACAGAAACAACUAGCAAGAAAGGAUUAACAACACAUCACAUUGAAGAGCUUCUUUACCACAGGGGUGAUAAACCACUACUGACAACUAUUUCCAUGGCAGAAGGCAUUCCACCUGCAGCCAGCCAUGCCAGCUUGAGAACCCCCACAUCGGCGUUUACUCCCCGAGGGCUUGGCAGUGCACAGGGGAGAACGCCCAAAGCAGAAGUUAUCGCAAGAGAUCACGAAGGUAUCUCUGCUUCCUUCAUGGAUCCCACACUAAAAGUUACUACAAUGAAGAUCACAGUCACACCCACAGCUGGAACGAAAAUUCAGAGGGGCCAGGCAGGCGAUGUAAUUGGAAAGGUACCUUCAGCUGUCUCUGAGGAUGCUUUCCUGAUGGAAGGGACAACCACAGCUACAACAGGUAUUAACUCCACAGAGCCAGACAUGAUACCCACUGAAAACGAUCCCGCAAGGACAACGGAACAAAGGACAAACUUUACGAUAGGAGAAGUGAGCCCAGCUUCCUCUGUGGUAUCCCCAGAAGUGACACUCGCUGAGGGCGGGCCUGAUGAAGCUGUCAGACAAGUCUGUGACCGAUUCACCUUCCUGCAAAUGAAAAGGAAUGGGAAGGUGAAGCAGGAGCUGCCUCAGCUAGGAGAAAUGCUGUAUUGCUUGACUGAUCGCUGCCCACAGGAAUUUGAAUCCUACGGCUGCUACUGUGGCCAAGAAGGAAGAGGUUAUCCCACGGAUGUACUGGAUAGGUGCUGUUUUUCCCAUCAUUGCUGUAUGGAGCAAGUUAAAAAACUUGGAUGCCAGCCAGAAGGAAGUAUGAGAUCUGAAGUCAUAUGUUUAGAUCACAAACCAAAGUGCAUUGGCUGGAGCAUGUGCGAAAAGCUACUCUGUACCUGUGACAGGACAGCUGCUGAGUGUAUGGCUGCCGCCUCUUUCAAUGAAAGCUUGAGGUUCCUAACCAGGCAAGCAUGCCAAGAGAACAAAGCCUCAUGCCGGAGUGGCAUAGCUGAAAGGCCCUCGGGUGCCAUUGGAGUAGGCACCAGAACAUCCAGUUCUGAAGAGAGCAGUGAGGAGGCAGGUCCGUGGAGGAGUGCUUUAAGAAGAAUAAAGAGAGCUGCCCACCAUCCACUGGGAAAAGCCAGAUUCACAACACAGGAGAAUAGUAACAGAGAUGUAGCCGUGUUAGUCUAGUCUAGCUGAAAAAAAAACAGGACUAUGUAGCACUUUAAAGACUAACAAGAUGGUUUAUUAGGUGAUGAGCUUUCGUGGGGCAGACCCACUUCCUCAGAUCAAAUUGUGGAGAUAGCUAAGUCUCUAUGAUCAAUUGGGAAGCGGCAUGGAGGGUUUCCCAAUCAACCACUGUUGUGUUCUCUUUUAUCUUUGUAAAUUCUCUUUUCCAUUUUCCUACAGACUAAGUAACAGGUUACAUACAUUAAGAUAUAGAACUCUGUACUACAGGGAAACCUGCACUAAGGACCUUUCCACUUGUCUUACAUGAUUAUUUGAAAGCAUCCAGAACAGUUUUGUUCAACUUUUAAGCAAAGACCCAUCUGGCAAGUGACUGAUGUUUGCUAACACCUCUGGUAGGUGUUAGACCAUGAAGUUUUAAUUAGUGGGACUACUCAGCUGUUUCAGAGUGAGUAGGGAUGUGUGUAUGUUUCAAAGGUCAGGGUCUUAAACAAAACAGGCUGUUCUCUCCAGUCCAUUCUGAGCUUUUCUUGGUCUCAAGCUCACAUUAGACAUACAGUUUUGAAUAAGCGGUGAGGAGUCCUGUGGCACCUUAUAGACUAACCGAAG
Molecule: messenger RNA, 3911 nt
Organism: Pelodiscus sinensis (Chinese soft-shelled turtle)
Lineage: Eukaryota; Metazoa; Chordata; Testudines; Trionychidae
Source: RefSeq, a predicted model, not a curated record